AUGGCGUCACUCAACCUGUCCAUCAACGGACCCUCGAUCAAGAGCAGCUACCAGAGCGUCAUCAACGGCCAGCCUCCGAACUCGAGCUCGCCGACGUACGCUCAAUGGGCUCUAUUUUCCGUCCAAGCUCCUCUGGCCAAUGCUUUCCAAGAUAGCGGUGCGAAGGAGAGCGUGCUCAAGGUCCAGAGCACUGGUGGUGUCCUCCCCCACACAGAUGGCGAGCUUUCGGAUCUGAUCGAGGACUUCAACGAGGGCCGCAUCCAGUUCGCCUUUGUCAAAGUAAAGGAUCCCAACUCCGGCCUUCCUAAAAAUGCCCUGAUUGCCUGGUGCGGAGGCGGUGUCCCCGAGAGAACCAAGGGCUACUUCACUACCCACACCGCGGCCGUUUCCAAGAUCCUUCACGGUUACCACGUCCAGAUUACCGCUCGCUCGGAAAGCGACCUCGAGCCCGAGAGCGUCAUGCGCAAGAUUGCCGAUGCCUCCGGUGCCAAGUACUCAGCAGGCAGCUCCACGCCUUCCGCCGCCCCACCCCCGGUGGCCUCUAAGCCCGUCUUCACUCCCACCUCCUCCUCCGUUGGAAAUGUCAACCCCAUUGUGGCCGCGCGAAACCAAAAGACUGUCAACGCUGACGACGAUGGCUGGGGAGCAGAUGCUCCGCCGGUGACUCGGUCACAGCUGGAGAAGGUCGAAUCGGCGUACAAGCCUACCAAGGUCAAUAUGGCUGAGCUCACAAAGCAACGGCAAGAACCUUCCAGCUCCAACGGUAACAGCUCGCAAGACCGGCCCGAUGUUGUAAGAGGCGCGUACCAGCCCGUUGGAAAGGUAGACAUUGCUGCCAUUCGUGCCGCGGCGAAGAACCAGAACGACGACCGGCCAGCGCCUGUCAAGGGCGCAUAUGAGCCUGUCGGCAAGGUCGACAUUGCCGCCAUUCGCGCCAAGGCGCAGAAGCCGUCGGAGCCCGUGGAACAACAGGAGGCUGCAGAUGACGAGCGGCCUAAGUCGCUGGCUGAACGAAGUGCCGCGUUCAACCAAUCCCAAUCUGAGCGCCUGACAUCGCUGCCCAAGCCCAAGGUCGCCAACAAGUUUGGGGGCGCAGCUGCGUUCACCGGCACCAAGGCGCCGGCGCCUGGUGGCAUCGGCUUUGGUGCACCUUCAGUGCCGGCUCCCCCGCCUGUUGGCGCAGCCAGCCGUACCUUUGCCGACCAAGGUGGCAAGACACCGGCUCAACUCUGGGCCGAGAAGAAGGGCAAGCAAGGAGGGUCCAUUUCCAACGUCGUCUCGCCUCCGGCUACUUCCCCUAUCGGCGUACAGAAGAGCGGAGAGUGGAAGAGUGGGUACGCUGGUAGGUCUUGGGGUCCCGUCAAGACAGCCGAAUACGGCCGUGGCCAGAUCAGCCAGGAGAACACUGGCGAAGACCCCCAGCAGAGAGAUACUGAGACGCCUACCUCGCCCGGUGGUGGUGGCGUUGGCGCUCUCCGCGACCGCUUCAAAAAUGCCGCCCCCAUCGCUGUUGGAGCUGGUGUCGGGGCUGGUGUUGGCGCUGCUGCCGGAGCUGCCGCUUUCUCCCGUGAACAGCCUCAGGAAGAGGAGGACGAGCCGUCGCCGCCGCCUCCCCCGUCCAGUGAUUCCCGCCCUCCUCCUGCUGGUGGAUUUGCUCUGCCCGGUCUGCCAUCCAGACAGGCUGCCGAAGAAGAAGAGGAGGAGGAGGAGCAAGAGCCUCAGUCCCCCAUCAGAGUUGCACAGCCCGUUGCUCGUGGACACGAGGUCGAGAUCGAGCGCCCUGCGGAGAGAGAGCCUCCUCGUCCCAUCCCUACUCAAGAAAUUGAGCAAGAGCUGCCGAGAGAAGAAGACCUUCCGGAGGAGCCCAACGAUGUUGGCCGCGGCGCUGCUGCAGCUGUCGCAGAGCAACAAUUUGGUCAGGAGCAAGUGGCAGCUGGCCAAGCGUCGAGCGGUGGCAAGCGGGCUUUGAUCCAGUACGACUAUGAGAAGGCCGAAGAAAACGAACUUGAGCUCCGUGAAGGCGAGUACGUUACCAACAUUGAGAUGGUGGACGAGGACUGGUGGAUGGGCACCAACUCCCAGGGCGAGAGCGGCUUGUUCCCUAGUAACUACGUCGAGCUGGUCGAUGACGAGCCUGAACCGGCGCCGGCGGCACGGAGCGCUCCUCCUCCCGCCCCGGCCCAAGCGGAGCCGGCACAGGCACCGGCACCGGCCGGUGCCGGUCGGACCGCCACUGCCCAGUUCGACUACGAGGCAGCCGAGGACAACGAACUUUCAUUCCCCGAGAACGCAACGAUCACGGAUCUCGAGUUCCCCGAUGAGGAUUGGUGGUUCGGCUCCUACGGUGGAAAGCAGGGUCUUUUCCCUGCCAACUAUGUCCAGUUGGACAACUAA
Messenger RNA from Colletotrichum higginsianum IMI 349063, 2394 nucleotides. RefSeq names its product SH3 domain-containing protein. Gene Ontology annotation, cellular component: plasma membrane; cortical actin cytoskeleton; actin filament. The coding region runs from base 1 to 2394 and encodes 797 amino acids. The record is from RefSeq and is a predicted model, not a curated record. Lineage: Eukaryota; Fungi; Ascomycota; Sordariomycetes; Glomerellales; Glomerellaceae. Gene Ontology annotation, biological process: regulation of actin filament polymerization. Gene Ontology annotation, molecular function: actin filament binding. The transcript has 3 exons.